ACGAUUUUCGCUGAUUAAAAAAUUUGCUGUUUUAUCUUCAAGCCAGACGGUUACGAUUUUAUAAAUGAAGACACGCAUCUAAUACGUGAAUUGAGUCCAUUUCUUCGGAGAAAGUUUAUCUUGCUGGCGAGCAUGCUUUCUAUCAACAAUAAAGUAUUGGUUCAAUGUAACGUAAAAUCGCAGAGCCGUAGGUUUAAUUUUUAAUUUAUUAAGCAAUGGAAAAUAAUGGUGCGUUUUCGAUAAAAGGGAAUCCGCAGGUAGCCACUAACAUUAAAUACGAGAUGCGGCACGUUUCGAGAGAAAAACGUGCUCAGAUUUUGGGUUGCGGUGACCAAAAAACCUUCCGGGGUUGCACUGUGUGGUUUACGGGACUGUCUGGGGCUGGAAAAACCUCCAUAUCCUUUGCUUUGGAGGAAUUUCUUGUUUCAAAUGGCAUUCCAGCUUAUAGUUUGGACGGAGACAAUAUGAGAACAGGUCUUAAUAAAAACUUGGGCUUUUCAAAAGAAGACCGAGAAGAAAAUGUUCGUCGAAUUUUUGAGGUUUCUAAGUUAUUUGCCGAUGCCGGACACAUUUGCCUUUGCAGCUUCGUGUCGCCAUUUAAAUCGGAAAGAGAAAAAGCUCGAAAAUCUCAUGAAGAAGGCAAUCUUCCAUUUUUCGAAGUGUUUGUUGAUACACCCAUGCAAGUGUGCGAGAAGCGAGAUAUAAAAGGUUUAUAUAAGAAAGCGAGGCAAGGCUUAAUUAAAGGAUUUACCGGUGUAGAUCAGGUAUAUGAAACACCCGAAAAUCCGGACAUUGUUAUUAAAACAACCAAAAGUUCUAUAGAUGAGUGCGUUCAGCUAGUUGUGGAAAUGCUUUGUGAAAAUGGAAUAAUCCCCAAAGAUCUGCAAUACAGCAACAGCCUUAGCAGCCAAACUACAAUUGCAGUAAAAGAACUGUUUGUCUCCAAAGACAAAAGUGAAAUUAUCAAACUGGAAGCCCAUAAUUUGCCGAGAAUCGAUAUGACCACUAUUGAUCUACAAUGGCUGCAAGUGUUGAGCGAAGGAUGGGCAUCUCCUCUAUCUGGAUUUAUGAGAGAAGACGAAUAUCUUCAGGUGUUGCAUUUCAACACUAUAAACUUUGGAGGAACCAUCGUGAACCAAAGUAUUCCUAUUGUUCUACCAAUAUCAACUUUUGUAAAAGAAACAAUAGAAAAUCGUGAUUCAGUUGCUCUUUAUCACAAUGACGAGCUCUAUGCGGUGUUGAGAAAGCCGGAGAUUUAUCUGCACAGAAAAGAAGAAAGAGUCGCUAGAGAAUUCGGUACUACUAAUACAGAUCAUCCACAUAUUAAGCUAAUUUACGAAUCUGGAGAUUGGCUGAUUGGAGGAAACUUGGAAGUGAUUCGAAGAGUCAGGUGGAAUGACGGUUUAGACCAAUACCGGCUCACCCCCAAACAAUUAAGGGAUAAGUUCAAAGCGAUGAAAUCUGAUGCCGUUUUUGCGUUCCAAUUGAGAAACCCUAUCCACAAUGGACAUGCUUUGCUCAUGACAGACACCAAAAGGCAGCUGAAAGAGAAAGGAUACAAAAACCCCGUUUUACUGUUAAAUCCGCUUGGAGGCUGGACUAAAGACGAUGAUGUGCCCCUAAACGUUCGAAUGGAGCAACACGAAGCUGUACUGGAUGAUAAUGUUUUAGAUAAAGAGUCUACUGUAUUGGCUAUUUUUCCCAGUCCUAUGAUGUAUGCAGGACCAACAGAGGUGCAAUGGCACGCAAAAGCUCGCAUGGUAGCUGGAGCGAAUUUUUACAUAGUGGGACGCGAUCCAGCUGGUGUCACUCAUCCAGAAGGCAAAACUGCCACUCCAGAUGGCAACUUAUACGAUGCCACACAUGGAGCUCGCGUUCUUAAGAUGGCACCAGGGUUAACGUCGCUGGAAAUAAUUCCUUUCAGAGUUGCCGCGUAUGAUACUGGCAAAAAGGCGAUGGCCUUCUUCGAGCCCAAAAGGAAAGAGGACUUUGAUUUUAUUUCCGGCACUAGAAUGAGAAAAUAUGCUAGAACCGGAGAAGAUCCACCAGAGGGUUUUAUGGCAACUAAAGCGUGGCGAGUGAUUUCUGAAUACUAUUCUUUGCUGGCAGCACAAUCAUAAGAUAAUGUCAUGGGGAUAAGAAGCCUUCAUUUUGCAAUUAGUUUUAAUGUAUAUACAGGGUGGUGCUCGAUUAAUGUGACAACAUUUACUGACACAUUGGUUCCCCAAAAAUUGCUCUUUAGGCAGUUUUUCUUGUCGAGAUGUAAGGUGUUUAAGUGUAAAUAAAAUGUUAAUGUUUUAUUUAAUAGAUUCUUAGCCAGUUUUUCUACUACCUACAAAGUGUUUCAAGGUUUUAUAGAUCGACAGAUUCUCAUUCUUGUUCUCGAUAUUUUGGAACAAAAAAUGUGUACUUUGUUUGCAAAAACUUUGUUUUAAUUUUUAUUUCACAUUGAAAUAUCUAGUGAUUUUUUGAUCAUAACGAAACCAGACAAAAUGCCUUUUAGGGUCAGUUGGGUGUCAGUCAAGUAGAAAAAGAAGUAUUUUCAAAUAAAAAAAUGAAAUAUUGACUUACUAUAUUAUGAAAUAAUAAUUUUCAAAUAUUUUACUGAGUUUAAACAAAAUAUUAAAGUAAUUUUAAACGUGCCUAAGCAAAACUAUCUAAUAUUGGUUAAGUUUUGAUUUAUUGAAAAUUUGAGUUGUUUUGUUCAAAAAUUCACUAGAGAUUUCAAUAUGAAUUAUCUCGAAAACGGUGAGAAGUAUCGACUUGAGAGAAGUGCAUAUUUUUUGUUUAGAAAAUAUCAGAGAAUGAGAAUCUGGCAAUAUUUUAAAAUCCAAAAAAUGUCUGAUGUUUUAAGUUGCUCGAGACAAUUUCAGCAAACGCCCUCUUGCUACAAGCUAAGUAGUAGAGAAUAUGGACUUGUCGAUCUAAAAAAAAACCAUACAAAAUUUGUUUGGUAGAACUGAAACUGGCUCAGAAUUCAUUAAAAGUGAACAGAAAUUUUACCUACGCACCUUUUGUACCUCGGACUCUACUAACUUUCCGAUAAGAAAGAUUUUGUCUCAACAACAAAUCUGUGGGUUUUGUCGCAUUAGUUGAGGUCCGCCCUGUAGGUAGAAUGCACCAAGGGUUAAAAUAUUUGUGUUUACAUUUAGGGGUCAAUAAAUAUUAUGUAAAAUACAAAUUUUUAUAUCUCAGUUUGACUAAUUUGAGCUGUUGAAGCAACUUACACAAGGAUGUGCACCCGAUACGAACGUAAAUGGGAAUCUUUUUAGCUCAAUAUUCAAACAUUAAAAUGUUAUAUUUUUAUUUCCAGGAGCAUUUGAGUGUUAUGUAUGGUUGUUUUUUUUUUGUUCAGAAUAAUAAUGUAUCCAAAACUGA
Dendroctonus ponderosae (mountain pine beetle) is the source of this 3378-nucleotide messenger RNA. RefSeq names its product bifunctional 3'-phosphoadenosine 5'-phosphosulfate synthase. The record is from RefSeq and is a predicted model, not a curated record. NCBI's taxonomy places the organism in Eukaryota, Metazoa, Arthropoda, Insecta, Coleoptera, Curculionidae. Bases 216 to 2120 code for a protein of 634 amino acids. Gene Ontology annotation, biological process: sulfate assimilation; 3'-phosphoadenosine 5'-phosphosulfate biosynthetic process. Gene Ontology annotation, molecular function: adenylylsulfate kinase activity; ATP binding; sulfate adenylyltransferase (ATP) activity. The transcript is spliced from 10 exons.